AUGGCUGAAACAGCAGGAGACAUGCAGAACGAUCCUCUCUUAGAUGUCAUUGACGAAAAGGCCAAUGAUAUCGAAGAUUUAAGUGAACAUUUCUAUGACACGUGUUCUCUUGACUCACCAAAUAAGAUAGGAGAGCCUAAAUUUUCUGAUUCACAUGACGAUCCAAUGGAUUUUCACGACCCAAAGUCGGAGCAUGAUGGGGAAGACAUUUUGCAAGCUCGAUUAGAAGAGGAGAACCUUUUGUCAACUGAAGAAUUGGAGCGUCGUAAACUUAAGGCCAUCGAUUUAAAAGAAGAUGGAAAUUCUAAAUUCAGAGAAAAUCUUUUUGAAGAUGCACUUUCGUUGUACACAACAGCACUGGACACUUGUCCUUUAAGGUUUUCUGAUGAGCGGGCGAAGAUUUACUCGAAUCGCGCUCUUUGUCAUUCUCACCUGGGAUCUCCUAAAGCUGCCCUAACAGACUGUGAUGAGGCCCUAAAGCUAAACCCGGAUUAUCUUCGAUGUCUAAUUCGUCGUGCUGACCUUAGAGAAUCAGCUGACCGCCUGACAGAAGCACUAGAAGACUAUCAGCACGUUUUACAACUUGAUCCUUCCAACGCUAAGGCUCGCGCCGCUUGUGCUAUACUACCAGAGAAGAUAAAUGCUCAGCAGGAAAAGUUGAAGGCAGAAAUGUUCUCCCAAUUGAAACAACUGGGCAAUCUUGUUUUGAGGCCUUUUGGUCUUUCUACGGACAACUUUAAGCUGACGAAGGACCCUAACAGUGGCGGUUACUCGGUCAGCUUUCAGCAGUCCACCUGA
Messenger RNA from Echinococcus granulosus, 798 nucleotides. RefSeq names its product Tetratricopeptide repeat protein. The transcript is spliced from 4 exons. Gene Ontology annotation, molecular function: protein binding. The record is from RefSeq and is a predicted model, not a curated record. Bases 1 to 798 code for a protein of 265 amino acids. NCBI's taxonomy places the organism in Eukaryota, Metazoa, Platyhelminthes, Cestoda, Cyclophyllidea, Taeniidae.